Molecule: messenger RNA, 871 nt
Organism: Chilo suppressalis (striped riceborer)
Lineage: Eukaryota; Metazoa; Arthropoda; Insecta; Lepidoptera; Crambidae
Source: the annotation of a GenBank genome assembly
AACUAACAGCGAUUGUUAUUCCGGUCCCCCCUCGGGCUGAGGGGCGAGAUUUCCCUUUCCAAUGUGAGAAAUCUUAUCGCGCAGACUCGUACAAAAUGGCGCUUGGAAGAUGUGAAGUUUUUGUUGGCUAUGUUCCGCGUUCACCGAUCGAUAAUAAUGGAGGAUUCGGAUUUUUCCGGGUCUCUUGUGCACUCCGUAAAUUUAGUGAAUUCAGUGUCUGUUUGAGUGAGAAAGUCUUGAAAAGUGUUAUUUUUGAUCGGUUACAUCACAGCAAGUUUUGGCGACUUCAAAAGCGAUCUCGAUAUGUGUUUCAAAUCACGCAGAAAUUAAAUCGCUGCAAGUGAGUGGGUGAAAACGGCACGACAUUUGCGCCGUGAGGACACAGUAGGUCACUCCAAUGGUCCUGGAGGUGAAGAGAGGUCACGACGAGGACAGCGAUACCGACUUUGACAUCAUGAACUCGGCAGUCAGUACAGAAUCGAUGGAUAUGGCAGAGGAGGACAUGUCGCAGGUGGAGGGGUGCGGGUUGAGCGGGUCGGAGGAGGACGACGAGUGUGCGUCGUCCCCGGCCGGCUCCGCCUACGACGAUCAAGACAUGAUCAAGACGGCCAUGAGCGACGAGGUCACCAAGCAACUCGCCGCCGCAGGCCCAGUGGGAAUGGCUGCUGCUGCCGCCAUAGCGUCGUCCAAGAAGCGCAAGCGGCCGCACUCGUUCGAAACCAACCCCUCCGUCAGGAAACGACACCAAAACAGACUCCUCAGGAAGCUAAGAACCUUCAAUGGGUUGCAAAAUUUCACCAAUUUUCAAUGUUUAUCAUUUAAGUUCUACUUGCCGCGUGAAUGGGCUGAGUCUAAAGCCCAUGGGCAAUAA